Kickxella alabastrina is the source of this 264-nucleotide messenger RNA. RefSeq names its product ubiquitin-like protein Atg12. Lineage: Eukaryota; Fungi; Kickxellomycota; Kickxellomycetes; Kickxellales; Kickxellaceae. The record is from RefSeq and is a predicted model, not a curated record. Gene Ontology annotation, cellular component: Atg12-Atg5-Atg16 complex; cytoplasm; phagophore assembly site membrane. Gene Ontology annotation, biological process: nucleophagy; C-terminal protein lipidation; autophagy of mitochondrion. The transcript has a single exon. The annotation marks the transcript as partial.
AAGGUAGUUGUUCGGUUCCGGGCUAUUGGAAACGCCCCCAUUCUCAAAAAAUCUGUGUACAAAAUUUCCUCGGCACAGCGGUUCCAGGCGCUCAUAAUUUUUUUGCGUAAAGAGUUGGGAUACAAGGCCGUCGAGCCGCUGUUUGUAUAUGUCAACAGUGCGUUUUCUCCGGCUCCCGAUGAGACCGUGUACAAUUUGGUUCGCUGUUUUGGACUAGACAGUCAGCUGACUAUAAACUAUGCCACUACGCCAGCUUGGGGUUAA